AGGGGACCAUUUUCAAUUGUUAGACGUUGUAUACAUAGAGAAUCAAAUGUACAAUUUGCUGUAAAAAUAGUCGAUGUAGCAAAAUUUACUUCUAGUCCUGGUUUAAGUACGGCAGAUCUUAAAAGAGAAGCAACAAUAUGCCAUAUGUUAAAACAUCCACAUAUAGUUGAACUUUUGGAAACAUAUAGUUCCGAAGGCAUGCUUUAUAUGGUAUUUGAAUUUAUGGAAGGAUCAGAUUUAUGUUUUGAAGUUGUACGCAGAGCAGUAGCUGGAUUUGUAUAUAGUGAAGCGGUUGCAUGUCAUUACAUGCGGCAAAUAUUAGAAGCAUUAAGAUAUUGUCAUGAAAAUGAUAUUUUACAUCGUGAUGUUCGACCAGCGUGCGCUCUCUUAGCAACAGCAGAUAAUUCAGCGCCAGUUAAACUUGGUGGAUUCGGAUCAGCUAUACAAUUACCGGGUGGCCGUGAAUCAAUUGAAACUAAUGACAGGUCCGAUGAUAAGUCUAUGAAUUUGACACCACUUGGAAAACUUUAUUUAAAAUCCGACAAUCAUGGACGUGUUGGUUGUCCUCAUUAUAUGUCACCAGAAGUAGUUUCUAGACGACUUUAUGCUAAAGCAUGUGAUGUAUGGGGUGCUGGUGUUAUGUUACAUGUAUUAUUAUCAGGACGUUUGCCUUUUCUUGGUUCUGGAAAAAGAUUACAAGAUUCGAUAGUGAGAGGGAGACUAGCGCUUGAUGCACCCGAAUGGAAACCAAUUUCAACUUCGGCCAAAGAUUUAGUAUCAAAAAUGUUAUCAACUAGCCCUAGUCAUAGAUUGACGAUAUCAGAAGUAUUAGAUCAUCCAUGGAUGAGGGAUAGAGACAAAUUACAAAGAAUACAUUUAGCUGAAACGGUGGAAGAAUUAAAACGAUAUAAUGCUAGAAGAAAAUUGAAAGGUGCUGUACAAGCUGUUGCGGGAGGUGUCGCUUUAGAUCCAUUAUAUGGUACAGAUACUGAUACAAUGCCAAUAGGAACUGCAUCAGAAAGUUUAAAUGAAUGGGCUGAUGAAGAAGCUGGUCUUGAAGCCGUACAAAAAGUUUUAGAUUCAUUGGAUGAUAUAUAUGCUUUGCAAGAUGCCUUUAUUGAUCCAGAAGUUUUACGUGAUAUGUUACGAGAUACAAAAUUACAUCAACUACUACAGUUAUUCGAUCGUAUUAGUUGUACAGUAAUGUCACCAGCUAGAGCACCACCGGGUGAUGCUGUUUCAAGAUGUCGUGAUGCAAUUGAUGCUGUUUCAUCUUCUUCUGGUCAUAAAUUUGCUAGGGAUAAAGGAGAAUUAAUUCAAUUAUUAUCUCUGCCACAUUUACAGGUAAGUUUGUGUGAUUUCAAAUUUUAAUUUUCUUCAGACAGAACAACUGUUCUAUGAUUUUGUGAGAAAAUGUCAAGUAACAAUUUACUCGUAUAAAUGUAUGUAUGCAUUUGAAAAAAAAAUAUUAUCAUCAGAAGCAUAAGUAUGUAAGGAACCUUAAUUUUGUUAUACAUUUACAACGUAUGUUGCAGUAAGUUGAUUUUC
Messenger RNA from Condylostylus longicornis, 1548 nucleotides. RefSeq names its product peripheral plasma membrane protein CASK-like. The transcript is spliced from 11 exons. Lineage: Eukaryota; Metazoa; Arthropoda; Insecta; Diptera; Dolichopodidae. The record is from RefSeq and is a predicted model, not a curated record. The coding region runs from base 145 to 1371 and encodes 408 amino acids. Gene Ontology annotation, biological process: peptidyl-serine phosphorylation; intracellular signal transduction; protein autophosphorylation. Gene Ontology annotation, cellular component: cytoplasm; nucleus. Gene Ontology annotation, molecular function: calcium/calmodulin-dependent protein kinase activity; calmodulin binding; ATP binding.